UUCACGUAUCAAAUCCGUGGCUGGCCCCCUCCAAUAAUUUCACCUACUCUCACAGAAUUUCAAUAUAUACCCACCAUUCCCACUCUCUCUCGCCAUUCGCAUCCUGAGUUUCUUCUGCAAUUUCACUCCCCUUCAUCCACUGCCCACUCGAUCACAAAAUGGUUCUCGAGGCUGCGGUCAAGGCUGCCGUUGGCGCCCCCGAUGUCAUCGGAGACUGUCCUUUCAGCCAGAGGGCUCUCUUAACUUUGGAGGAGAAGAARCUUUCGUACAAAUUGCAUCUCAUCAACCUCUCCGACAAACCCAGUUGGUUCUUGGAAGUGAGCCCGGAAGGGAAGGUGCCGGUGGUGAAGUUUGAUGACAAAUGGGUUCCUGAUUCCGAUGUCAUUGUGGGGAUUCUAGAGGAGAAGCACCCUGAGCCUUCUCUUGUUACUCCUGAAUUUUCUUCUGUGGGAUCAAAUAUAUUUGGUGCUUUUGUCAAGUUUUUGAAGAGCAAGGAUCCGAAUGAUGGUUCAGAGCAGGCUUUGCUUGUCGAGUUGAAGACGUUGGACGAGCAUCUUAAGGCUCACGGUCCUUAUGUUGCUGGAAAGAAGGUAACUGCUGUUGAUUUGAGUCUGGCUCCAAAGUUGUACCAUCUUGAUGUUGCUCUUGGCCAUUUCAAGAAGUGGGCCAUCCCCAAAAACUUAGCCAGUUUAACCGCCUACAAAGAGUUGCUUUUCGCUCGAGAAUCUUUCGUGAAGACGAAGGCUUCCCCGGAGAAUGUAAUUGCUGGAUGGGAGCCCAAGGUGAAUCCUCCAGCCUGAAUCAGGAUUUGUUUUCUUCCCAAGUUAUGAAGUAUUGGGGGUUUAUUCCUAAGAAUGAGACUGGUUGCCAGGAGCUACUUUCCUGUGUCUUGUAUUUUCAUUUGGCAUCAAUAAAUUAGUGUAUAUCACUAUGCCACAUCUUUAAGAAUGCCAAUGUUUAGAAAAGCUGUGUUUCUUCUUCUUCUUCUUCUCUGUUUAUUUUCCCACCAUUUUUGCAGAGCUUUGGUUAUAUGAAUGUAAGACAAAGCACUGACCCAAUUUUUACCAGGUUUUGAUGGAAUUUUCGAGUCUGCAUUCAGCUCUA
Molecule: messenger RNA, 1104 nt
Organism: Momordica charantia (bitter melon)
Lineage: Eukaryota; Viridiplantae; Streptophyta; Magnoliopsida; Cucurbitales; Cucurbitaceae
Product: glutathione S-transferase DHAR2
Biological process (GO): cellular oxidant detoxification; ascorbate glutathione cycle; protein glutathionylation
Molecular function (GO): glutathione dehydrogenase (ascorbate) activity
Source: RefSeq, a predicted model, not a curated record